UCUCUCUCAUCUCAUCCCAAAGAUGCGGUUUUUAUCGCUGGGAUUAUCUUUUAGCGUGUAGCGCAUCGCCGGGCGACUACAUCAUCGUCUCAAGUUUCGAAACUCUGCGACACGAAAGGGCCUUUUCCCUUUUCCCUUCCUGUCCUUUGGCCUCUGCCCCUCCCCCUCUUCUCUGCAGUUGGCGUACAGGCUUUUACCCUCCUCGGUUUUCUCCCGCUCUCUUGUCGAAGGACAAACCUGCGUCUGGAAGAAAAGGUCGAUCGGGACCUGGUGCCGGUAAAAACUGUGCAAAGGCGCUGCAGAAUCAAACUUCUUCGGCCGCUGUUCACUUCUAAUUCCCGAUAUAUCACCGCGCCACUUUAUUUCUGCUCGUUCAUCUUCGAUCCGUGUUUCCCUGCCCAGUCGACUCACGCAACUUGUCUCUUACACUUGUGCGCUCUUGAGACAUGCAUAUUGAGACAGCCUUGGGACCUCGGAAUCUAGAACUUGGAGCUUCUUGACAUCGGCGGCUUGUCGUCUCAUCAAUAAGUUACAACCGCCCUUCGCCCACCUGGCCACUUGCUGCACCUGCAGCCUGUCUACUACCCCCCUCCCGUCCCGCAGCAGCACACGACUUUGGACUUCACACCCCCCCUCCUCGUCUGAUCUUCUGGCCGCCGGCUUGUCCUGCUGCUCUUCAGACCGUUCAGUCAGGACUCAGUAGUGUCCCGUACGCGGUCUCUGCCAUUACCUCCCUCUCUUUCUCUCUGCCCCGUUGAUCCCAGUACGGCUACUUGUCGCCCUAUAAACCUUCCCAGCCAUCUACAAGAAUUACAUCCCUCACCCCUUCCAACCCGUCUCCGCCGCCAGGCCCAGCACACAUUUUCCGACCUUGACAAGACGGGAAAGACAUUGGCAUUGUUCAAUCGUCGCAGUGGGCUUCCCGCAUAAACCAACCUUUAACAACAAGCACCACCCCUAACCCACCGACGCCAACGAGAAAGACAAAAAAGCCAAUCCGUACCGGGGGAUAACCUCGCAGCUCAUCCCGGCAGGCAUAGCAGCAGCCACAUCAUCAACCCACGCAUAAACGGCGAUCAACCCAACCAAACACAUCCAAGCUUCUCUCUCGAGGCGGUGUCUGUACCUACAUAUUCCCAACCUACGCCCGUCCUCCACCGUUUGUCUCUCUCCGGACGACCCCCCCUUCUGCCGUCACCCCACGCUGCAAAGUCCUGGCGGGCAACGAAGAAGAAAGAAUAUCAACAACAGUCUCAUUAUCAGAAGCAAGACUGAGAAGUGAGAGAGAGAGAGGGCUUUGGUCAAACCAGCAGCUGCCCACGCCGCCCGCCUCCAUACACUCCAUCGAUCGAUACAUCCCACAUCCCCCUCCAUUCCUCAGCAAGACAUCCCAGGUCCCAGCUGCAGCACCACGAGACCCCAUCGGCGCCUCACCGCAACAUCCUGACCCAAUCACGGCCCUCUAGCCCGCCCACGACGACAACUCCCCCUGCCACCCUCGACCGGGGUCUAUCAAACCCAGCAGCACCAGGACCUCACGAUCACCACACAAAAUAGGCCCUGUACCCGUUCUCGAUUCGCAAUAGUUGCAUCGUCCACUUCUGGCCCUGUAAGGACCUGCAUCUCCCGCCUUUCAAAACAACAACACUUUCCUUCUGCUCCUGUACUGCGUAACCAAAAAGGGUCACGAACAGGGGGCCUUCCACGAGACGAACUGUCGAACCAGUACGCCAACGAGUCCACUCCGACACUUUUGUCGUCAGAUCAACAGGAACCUAGAAACGGGGGACCCUCAUCGGAGGGGUCUAGGUUUUUUUUCUCUCCUUUCGUUUAUUGACCGCAACUUCACACACAAUCGAACGCUCCGUUCAAAUCUCGUACCUCAUCUCCGCCUUUUUCUCUCAUCAUCUCGUCAACUGGGGUUUAUUUAAUACAAUAAACAUCCUCCCCUCCCCCUUCCCCAGUGUCCCUGGGAGGCCUUUUCCGCAAGCGAGAUUCAUCCCCUCGACUCGGACGUCUUUACCUUCGCAGCUCGAAGCUUGGUUCCUAAAAGCUCGCUGGUCGGCAUCGCGUUUCUUCCAACUCGUCACAGAAGUACAAUAAGCGCAACCACCUCCGCUAUCGCGUCUCUUCCUUCGCCUGUGCUCGAUCAAGUGAGGAGGGAAAUCAUCCAAUGGCUUCAUGACGAGGAAUUCACUUUCUAUCGUUCCGAGUUCUAUUAUACAAAAAAACACCAUAUACACCUUUAGACACAAACCAUUUUCAACCCCAGCCUGAAGCUUUCGUGAGAGAGUAUCUACCCGUUGGACUCUUCUCACCGGCAAAACGCACAAACGCACACCAACACAUAUUCACACAUUGAUAACGACACAAAAACCACAAAACAAUGUCUCGCCUCUCGCCCUUCCCAUCCAACAUGACCUUUCGGACCGAAUCCCGCGCAAGCGUCGCCGCCUCCGACACGACGUACUACACCUGCGCCUACCAAAGCUUCCACGACGUAGAGCUCUACGCCCCGAGCUCCCCGCCCUCAAAGACCCCCGUCCCCGCCCCGACCUCGGCCCCGAUCCGAGCCCCGGUACCGGCCCCCUCACACUACCACCACUUCCCAUCACCGCAUCCGCAACACCACAAGGACAAGGAACCCGAACCCGCCGAGAUGCGCCGUCAAGACUCGGGCUACGAGUCUCUGCCCCCGCGGUCCUCCUUCUCCAACCCCCGCCGCACAUCAACGGCCUCAUCCUCCCAGUCCUCCUCCACGGCCGCCGCUGUCCCCCGCUCCCGUGGCCGCCCGACGGUCCGCCGCGCAGCAAAGACGAGCCCGUACCCGGCGACAACGGCACGCACCAGCGGAAGCAGCCUCUACCACCCGCAACAACGCCCACACGCCCAACCCCAAGCAACCUUCUUCCACUUCCCAGCGCACCCAACAGACGUCGAACUCGCCGCCCGUCGGCCCUCGCGCCGCGGUGACGACCUCGAGCUCGAUCAGCGCCAGCUCCUUCUCUCCUCGCCCGGCAGCCACUCCCAUCCCCAACAUCAGCGGGACAGCCAGGAAUGCACCGAACUCGCGCCCCCGCUGCCGCCGCAGGCGACGCACUACUGGACCAGCGACCGCACGCGGAGGCUCGAGUACGCCGCUAUCGAUGCCGCGAGGACUGGCGUCAAGGGGUGGAUGAAGAGGCACCUCGUGCCGGACUGCUUUGUGCCCAAGGAGAAGCACGUUGCGUUCGACGACGACACCGGGAGUGUGCGACGGUAUAGGCUUGAGCUUGAUGAGGAUAUGCCGUGCGAGAAGGGGUGCGGUGGGCGGAAGAGGGGUUGGUUUGGAUGGACUCGCUCCAAGACGGCUUGAGUCUUUUCUUCACACCUUCACACUCUUCUUGCUUGAUUUUUACGUUGUUUUCCCUUUUGGUCUUUGAUGCCGGUGUUGAACAUCUGGGGUUUUGAUUUCGGAAUCAUGGAUUGGAAAGGGGAUGGGAAUUGCAUUGACAUCAUUGAGUCGGCGCGGCAUUUGCACAAGCGGCUGGGCAAGGCUGCAUUGGCGUUUUAUACCCAGCAUUUGGUAUCGUUGGAUUCUUCAUCAUACUUUUGUUUCGUUCUUUUCUUUAUUGCAUAAUCUUGUUUUUAAUGUUUUAUUGUUGUGGUUGUCAAGAUUUCCUUGAACACGAGGGAUGAAGACACAGAGAGAGUUGAAGUUCGAGUAUCAGAAUGGCAUAGCGACACAUAGAUGAUAGACGAUGACACGAGACUUGAAAGAUUGAAGAGAAGCGAGUCAGAGAAACAAACGUCUUUUUGAGGACUACAGUUACUCGUAUACAGACUGAUAGUUAUUUACACAUGUAGUCUCCAAGAGAUUCAAUUAUAUAUCCAUAUACAUGCCU
Messenger RNA from Colletotrichum scovillei, 3884 nucleotides. RefSeq lists its product as uncharacterized. Bases 2387 to 3355 code for a protein of 322 amino acids. The record is from RefSeq and is a predicted model, not a curated record. The transcript has a single exon. NCBI's taxonomy places the organism in Eukaryota, Fungi, Ascomycota, Sordariomycetes, Glomerellales, Glomerellaceae.